AUGGAGACGUUCCAGAGGGUGAUACAGGUGCAGUCGGGGUGGACCGGAACAACGUGGCUCCUCCCCCUAAUGGCAGUGACGAAGUUACCCCGCUCCCAGAUGGACGAGACUCUCCAGAGCCGAGCACAAGUAACACAGCAGCCUGGCCUUAUCAGUCGAGUGACAGAUACAGUGAAGAGCAUAGUCCCCUCCUGGCUGCAGAAAUACUUCAAAAAUGGAGACGUUCCAGAGGGUGAUACAGGUGCAGUCGGGGUGGACCGGAACAACGUGGCUCCUCCCCCUAAUGGCAGUGACGAAGUCACCCCGCUCCCAGAUGGACGAGACUCUCCAGAGCCGAGCACAAGUAACACAGAACCAUCUACAAGUAGAGCGUCACUGAACUUCCAGGAAGCUCUUUCGAGACCUCCGCUCAAUCGGACCCACCUGCACUUCCCCUCCCUGGAUGGUUCCCCUGCAUUAGGUGGCACAAGCUCCCUCUUCUCCCAGCCCUCCACGUCCACAGCACCCUUCUCAGGGAGCCCUUUCGCUGUAACCUCCAACUUCUCCCUGGUGAAAGAGAUUAAGGACUCCAGUUCUCAGCAUGAGGAUGACAAUAUCUCGACUACCAGUGGCUUUUCGUCACGUGCGUCUGAUAAAGAUGUGCCCAUAUCGAAGACUAUGCCGCUCCUCUGGUCUCCAGAGACAGAACGCACCCACACUGGAUCGCAGACAGCCCACUCUGGGCUGAAAAAACCAGCCUUCAACCUGUCAGUUUUUGGCACUUCCUCAUCAUCAGUGUUGAGCAGUUCAGUGCUAAACUCCAGUCAGUUGGGGGAUUCACCCUUCUACCCAGGGAAGACCACAUAUGGAGGAGCUGCUGCGAUGAGAACAGCUCGUUCACGCCCAGCUACUCCUUACCAGCCUCCCGUUAGGAGACAGAUAAAGGCAAAGCCAGCUGGAGCUCAACCCUGUGGAGUGACCAGUGCCACAGCGAGACGCAUCCUACAGUCCCUGGAGCGCAUGUCCAGUCCUCUUGCUGAUGCAAAAAGAAUUCCGUCUACAGUUUCAUCACCUCUGUCAGCUUCACUGAAUCACACAGACCUUGACGUUUCAAAUUUCCAGGCAAAGAGGAAAAGGCUGGAGCCGUCAGUCCCUCCUGUGCAAAAGCUGGUGGUCCCUGCAGCUGCUGCAGUGUCUGGUAACCGUUCAAUAUCCUUUAGACCAUCACUUACCCCAGGUGGCGUGAACAGAGGAGUGGAGAAAAACAACAGGGACACUCCGAUAAGACAAUCCCCUCCAAUUUCAGAUCAUGCCCAGGCUCCCUCUCCCAGCACAAGCAGUUUGUCCUACCCCUUGUCCAGCACUCCAGCAGCCAGUAGCGCUGGUUCAAGAGGGGGCAAAAUGAAGAGGGAAAGGUCCAUCAGACCUUCAUCCAAAAAACCUGACGAUGAGGUUGCCGAGGAACCAGACCUGCCGCCUGCCUCUCUUCCCAGCAAUUUCACUUUGCCAACAUUUAAUUUCUCCUCUCCUCCCCCCUCCUCAUCUCUCACCUCCAGCACAAAUCCAUUUGCAACUGCCUCUGAGGUACUGGCAGCAAAUAAGGAGCCAGCUGCACCAUCCACACCACCAUCUGUCCCCUUCACGUUUUCGUCACCUAUCGUCAAGGCAACAGCUGCCAGUCCUCCAUCUUUCUCUCCAUCAUCUGGAUUCACCUUCAGUGCGCCUACUAUGAAGACAGGCCUCUCUUACUCCAAUGGGAAAAUUGUUCCAACGGUAGCACCAGUCAAAUCAGUGGCCAGUGAAGAAAAGGAGUUUGAAGGACCCUUCAAACCUGCCAAGGUCUUAAAACAGGGCAGUGUAUUGGAUAUACUUAAGGGACCUGGAUUUGCAUCCCCUGCUCAGAACGCAGUUUAUAAACCUUUGCCGUCUGCAUCAACAUCCUCGGCUCCUCUUUCUGGUUUUGGUGACAAGUUCAGGCCACCUGCAGGGUCAUGGAGCUGUGGCACUUGCCUAUUGCAAAACAAGUCCUCGGACAAGAUGUGUAUGGCUUGUCUUGCACCGCAACCCAACACAGACUCUGCCUCUAAAUCGGACAGUAAACCCACAGAAGCUCCUGCAAGCAUCAGCUCCUUAUUUGCUCCUCCAGCUGGUAGCUGGGACUGUGACACAUGUUUGGUCAGGAACAAACCGGAUGUAGUUAAAUGUGUUGCUUGUGACACGGCCAAACCUGGGACUGGAGUGAAAUCCAGCCUGACUUUACCAGCUCUUUCUGAGGCCUCGUCCACCCUCUCUGCCACCUCUUCUACAACCACCACAGCAACAACAACUGCUUCUUCAGCAACUGGACUGUUAGGAUUUGGGGACAGAUUUAAGAAGCCAGAGGGGUCUUGGGAUUGUGAUGUAUGCAUGGUUCAAAACAAGGCACAGGAUGUGAAAUGUGUAGCCUGUCAGAGCUCUAAACCUGGAGCUGUAGCUGCAGCGGUCUCGACUCCAGUCUCUGCACCUGCAAGCACUGCUGCGCCUUUGUUAGGAUUCGGGGACAAAUUCAAGAAACCUGAGGGGAGCUGGGAGUGUGAGGUGUGCUGUGUACAGAAUAAGGCAGAGGACCAGCAGUGUGUGGCCUGCCAGUCAGCAAAACCAGGAGCUAAAAUAGAGUCCAAAGGUUUUAGUUCAUCUUUUGGCAUUCAGUCCAACAGUACAGAAUCAAGUUCAUCCGGUUUUAAGUUUGGUACCGGCUCUACGGACUCAACCUCUGCUGGAUUGAAGUUUGGAGGCACUUUCUCAGAUACUACUUCCACCACAGGUGGAUUUAAAUUUGGAUUUGGGUCCUCCGACUCAACCUCAAAAUCAGAGGGCUUCAAAUUUGGAGGCUUAUCCUCGGAUGCAGCUUCUGGUGGGGUCAAACUUGGUAGUGCCUCAUCAGAAUCCACAGCAACAAAAGAGAGCGUGUCAAAGGCCUUUACAUUUGGUGGAUCCAUGGAUGACUUGCUUGAAAAAAAGACUAAAUCUCCGGAUUCUAGUACAGGAUUUAAAUUUGGUGGCGAUAGUGGAAUCACUUUUGGCUCUCAAGCUUCUGGCACUGAAAGUUCAGCAUUUUUGUUUGGAGCUAAACCCAGUGAGAAAAGAAGCUCAGAUUCAUCCUUUAGUUUCUCUGUGCCCCAGUCCAAAGCUGAGAAAGAUGAUGCUCCUGCUCCCUCAGAAACAGUUUCAACCACCGCAACAACGACGGCAGCGAAUGUCAUUCCUAUUUUUGGCAAGUCUUUAGUAGCUGAAUCUUCUGCAUCGAAGUUUGGGGAGCCAUCAGCGAAAGAGCAAACGCUAGUGACGUCCACCUUCACCUUUGGAAAAACCGAAGAGAAAAAGGACACCUCCACACCCUCCGGUGCGGUCUUAUUUGGUGCUUCCAAGGAAGCUGACAAGCCAGCACCAACCUUGAGCUUUUCUUUCGGCGAGCCGGACCCUCCAAAAGAUUUCCCCAAUCCUACACUUACAUUUGGGAAACCUGCAGAGUCAGCAGAACCCCCAAAACCGUCAUUUAGUUUUGGACAGAGCAUGACAGACACAUCUACUCUAAAGCCCACUUUUGGCUUCAUGGCCAACUCUUCAAGCACCCCAGCUUCCUCCAGCUCCACCCCCAGCCUUUUCGGCACUCCCACUACCUCUUCCCUGGUUCCCACACCUGCUCCCUCAAGUACCUUUGUAUUUGGCCAGAGUACCUCCACUGAACAUACCAUGGAAAAGACUUUAAUGUUUGGACAGCAGCCGCAGGACAGCCAGCCGAAACCUCCUGCGGCACCUUCUGCUGCACCUGCCCCAGCACAACCCUUCCAAUUUGGCUCGGGCACAAAUUCAUCCUCCCCUGCGUUCACUUUUGGUGCUGCUGCGUCCUCGACCCCAGCCUCUUCCGCUCCACCUGGCAACCCUUCCCCAUUUGUCUUCAGUUCUGCCACACCUUCAUCUGGCUUUGGAUCUGGACAGACCCCCAUCUUUGGUCAAAGCGCGUCUCAACCCAGUGCUCCUGCAUUUGGGUCAGCGGCACCUUCAUUCUCGGCCAUCACUUCCCCAGCUUCUGCCUUCGGCUCCAAAUCCAAUUCUGCCCCUGUGUUCGGUCAGCAAGCUAACCCUGCACCUACGUUUGGAUCUGCUGCUUCCUCCACAGGCCAAGGUCAGAGAGACUUCUGUUAACAUCAGCAGAAAAAA
Sinocyclocheilus grahami is the source of this 4179-nucleotide messenger RNA. Its product is annotated as nuclear pore complex protein Nup153-like. Gene Ontology annotation, molecular function: structural constituent of nuclear pore. Bases 1 to 4164 code for a protein of 1387 amino acids. The transcript is spliced from 20 exons. NCBI's taxonomy places the organism in Eukaryota, Metazoa, Chordata, Actinopteri, Cypriniformes, Cyprinidae. Gene Ontology annotation, cellular component: nuclear pore. The record is from RefSeq and is a predicted model, not a curated record. Gene Ontology annotation, biological process: protein import into nucleus; RNA export from nucleus.